Abrus precatorius (Indian licorice) is the source of this 1236-nucleotide messenger RNA. RefSeq names its product vacuolar protein sorting-associated protein 29. The transcript has 4 exons. Gene Ontology annotation, biological process: intracellular protein transport; retrograde transport, endosome to Golgi. The record is from RefSeq and is a predicted model, not a curated record. Gene Ontology annotation, cellular component: retromer complex; endosome. Lineage: Eukaryota; Viridiplantae; Streptophyta; Magnoliopsida; Fabales; Fabaceae. The coding region runs from base 423 to 995 and encodes 190 amino acids.
AAUGAACUUGGGAAUUGAUGCAUUUUGGUGGAGGUACGGUAUUGGGGGUUUGGACAUUGGGUGGGCGUUUUGAUUGUAGCAGCCAACUUGGGCGGAGUCGCAGUCUUCAUUUUCCCUCUAUCUCACCGUUCACCAUUCUCCACGGUGGCGUCUCGUUACGAUACUCCUUUACCCCAAGAAAUGGAUUGGUUAGGAAUCUGAUUCUGAUGCGUCUGCCUCCGAUCAAAUUUUCGUUCUAAAUACUCAGCUUAAGAUACCGUAUCUCAGCUCAUUACUUAUGUUUCUACUCUUUAAUUAAUAUUAAUUUUUUUUUAGCUUGGAUCGUGGAGAUUCUUCAUAAAUCUAAUUGUGGAGAUUCUUCGUGGACAAUUCCUUGUUUCUGCAGGUUCUCUUUGUCAAUUUUUGGUUUUUGAUUGUUGAGGAUGGUGCUGGUCUUGGCCCUGGGGGAUUUGCACAUACCCCACAGGGCGCCUGAUCUUCCUGCUAAGUUCAAAUCCAUGCUUGUUCCUGGCAAAAUUCAGCACAUCAUUUGUACUGGAAAUUUGUGUAUUAAAGAAAUUCAUGACUACUUAAAGACUCUUUGUCCGGACUUGCAUAUAGCUCGUGGUGAGUAUGAUGAAGAGACAAGAUAUCCAGAGACCAAAACACUGACCAUUGGCCAAUUUAAGCUGGGACUAUGCCAUGGUCAUCAGGUUAUUCCAUGGGGAGACCUAGACUCACUGGCAAUGCUACAGAGGCAGCUUGAUGUAGACAUCCUUGUCACGGGGCACACCCAUCAAUUUACAGCUUACAAACACGAGGGUGGUGUGGUUAUAAAUCCGGGUUCUGCCACAGGUGCCUACAGCAGCAUCACUUAUGAUGUGAACCCAAGUUUUGUCCUUAUGGACAUCGAUGGUCUGCGUGUUGUGGUUUAUGUAUACGAACUUAUUGAUGGAGAGGUUAAGGUUGACAAGAUUGAUUUUAAGAAAACAUCCACAAGCCACUCUGCUCAUUAAACAUUAGUGUUCUGUUCAUGGUCUCUAUCGUCCUUCUCUUUCUUAUUUGGUCUUUAGUUUCUUUCUCCUCCUUCAAACUUUCGAGGGCGUAAUGUUUUUUAGUUUCAUUUUGCUUUGUACACUUGUUGUAUUUGGCCAUAUCAUAGGAUUCUUAGGAUUUUAUUAAUUGGUGAUCUGUGCCAAACUUAUAUGACUAUUUAAUUAGCAAUGGCUUCGUAUAUUACUUUUACCAGUGAUUGGU